GUAGCAGUGUGCGCAGCAGCAGUUGUUAGCCCAUCAGCUGAAUCCUUUCAAAAAACCAUUUAACUGUUCAAAAUUCCACACAUUUUUAUAUUGUACUCAUUUAAACAAUUUUAAUAUGGGUAAAAAGGAUAAAGGAGAUCGAGAUAAAAAGUACAAAAAGCGUCAUUAUGAAGAGGAAGAUGAAGAAGAGGUGACUGGAAACGAGUCUCAGGAAGCCAUACCUGCAGCUGCAGGAAAACAAGUGGAUGAAUCAGGUACAAAACUGGAUGAGUAUGGAGCCAAAGACUACCGUGCGCAGAUGCUGCUAAAGAAUGACCACUCUUCACGACCACUCUGGGUGGCUCCAGAUGGGCAUAUCUUUCUGGAAGCCUUCUCACCGGUGUAUAAGUAUGCCCAGGACUUCUUAGUGGCUAUUGCAGAGCCUGUGUGUAGGCCUAACCACAUCCAUGAGUACAAGCUAACUGCCUAUUCCCUGUAUGCUGCUGUCAGUGUGGGGCUGCAGACUUCUGAUAUUGUGGAGUAUUUGCAGAAGCUAAGCAAAACAUCUGUACCUGAUGGAAUUGUGCAGUUUAUUAAGCUCUGCACUGUGAGCUACGGGAAAGUUAAGCUUGUACUCAAGCACAACAGAUAUUUUAUAGAGAGUGCCUUCCCUGAUGUGAUCCAGCGCCUUUUGCAGGACAACGUCAUCCGUGAAUGCCGUCUUCGUGCUGAAGAUGGAGCGGACUCGGAGCUUAUUACUGAAGUCAUCCACAGCAAGUCAGCGAUCUCCAAGUCUCUUCAGGAAAAAGAAGGUGCUUCCACCUCACAGCAGCCCAGUGAUGGCCAAACUCCAAACCAGCAGGUCCCUGAGGACAUAUUCAGCUACUAUGAACAAAUGGAUAAAGAGGAAGAAGAGGAGGAGGAGACUCAGACUGUGUCCUGUGAAAUCCGGCAGGAGAUGAUUGAAGAGCUUCAGAAGCGUUGCAUUCAGCUAGAGUACCCCCUCUUAGCAGAGUACGACUUUCGCAAUGACACGGUCAACCCAGACAUCAAUAUAGACCUGAAGCCCACUGCUGUGUUGCGACCUUACCAGGAGAAAAGUCUGCGCAAGAUGUUUGGAAAUGGACGUGCACGAUCAGGAGUCAUUGUGCUGCCCUGCGGAGCUGGAAAAUCUCUGGUGGGUGUGACAGCAGCAUGUACAGUGCGUAAACGCUGCCUGGUUUUGGGCAACUCCUCUGUGUCAGUGGAGCAAUGGAAAUCCCAGUUCAAGAUGUGGUCCACUAUUGACGACUCUCUGAUCUGCCGCUUUACCUCCGAUGCCAAGGACAAGCCUAUCGGCUGCUCUGUGGCCAUCAGCACCUACUCCAUGCUGGGUCACACCACCAAGCGGUCCUGGGAGGCUGAAAGGGUCAUGGAGUGGAUGCGGAGUCAGGAGUGGGGACUGAUUAUCCUUGAUGAGGUGCACACCAUCCCUGCAAGGAUGUUUCGUCGCGUUCUCACCAUUGUUCAAGCCCACUGCAAACUGGGCCUGACUGCUACACUGGUCAGAGAAGAUGACAAGAUUGUGGAUCUCAACUUUUUAAUUGGACCAAAGCUGUUUGAGGCAAACUGGAUGGAACUGCAAAACAAUGGCUAUAUUGCCAAAGUCCAGUGUGCAGAAGUGUGGUGCCCGAUGUCUCCGGAGUUCUACAGAGAGUAUGUGGCCAUUAAGACAAAGAAGCGCAUUCUGCUGUACACCAUGAAUCCCAAUAAGUUCCGGGCUUGCCAGUUUCUCAUUCAAUUCCACGAGCGGCGCAACGACAAGAUCAUUGUCUUUGCUGACAACGUGUUUGCGUUGAAGGAAUAUGCCAUACGCCUCAACAAGCCUUACAUCUAUGGCCCCACCUCUCAGGGGGAACGAAUGCAGAUUUUACAAAAUUUCAAACACAACCCCAAGAUCAAUACUAUUUUCAUCUCCAAGGUUGGUGACACCUCAUUUGACCUGCCCGAAGCCAAUGUUCUGAUUCAAAUCUCCUCACAUGGUGGAUCACGUAGACAAGAAGCCCAGAGACUUGGCAGAGUUUUAAGAGCUAAGAAAGGAAUGGUGGCAGAGGAGUACAAUGCAUAUUUUUAUUCACUGGUGUCCCAGGACACCCAGGAGAUGGCUUACUCCACCAAGAGACAGAGGUUCCUCGUGGAUCAGGGAUACAGCUUUAAGGUGAUCACAAAGCUGGCAGGCAUGGAGGAGGAGGACCUGAUGUUCUCAACCAGAGAAGACCAGCAGCAGUUGCUUCAGAAGGUCCUAGCUGCUUCAGACCUGGAUGCUGAAGAGGAAGUGGUAGCAACUGAAGUGGGUGGAAGACCACAGAUGUCAAGGCGAGCCGGCACCAUGAGCUCCAUGUCAGGCGCAGAUGAUACCAUAUACAUGGAAUAUCAGAGUCGGAGCAGCAAAGCCUCUGCAUUAGGCAAAGGUGUUCAUCCACUGUUCAAGCGCUUCAGAAAGUAGAUCACUGACCCCUCAGUCUUCAAGUGUAUUCUUUUGUAACACAACAAGAUGUAACUGUGGGGCAAGAAACUAUUGACCUGCUGGUUCAGAGUCCACUGGAUUUAGUAAAAAUAGCAGUUUCUGAACAUAAUCAGCAACUCAGAAGGCUUAUGACGGCCAUAAAUGUCUGUACGGCUGACGAGACAGGAUAACUACUUUAGUAUGACAGCUACAAGAGAAGGGGGGUCUUUAUUUUGUCAACCAUAUGUAGUAAUUUCAUUAGGUAAAGUAAUGGAUGUCUACUGGACACAAGAAUAACUUUGCUAUUGAUUUGCUCGAGAUAAAAUACUGAUUUGUUUUUUUAA
This is a messenger RNA of Cololabis saira (Pacific saury), 2808 nucleotides long. It is a transcript of the gene ercc3, whose product is annotated as excision repair cross-complementation group 3. Lineage: Eukaryota; Metazoa; Chordata; Actinopteri; Beloniformes; Belonidae. The record is from RefSeq and is a predicted model, not a curated record. Gene Ontology annotation, cellular component: transcription preinitiation complex; nucleotide-excision repair factor 3 complex; transcription factor TFIIH holo complex. Gene Ontology annotation, molecular function: 3'-5' DNA helicase activity; ATP binding; DNA binding. Gene Ontology annotation, biological process: transcription initiation at RNA polymerase II promoter; nucleotide-excision repair. Bases 116 to 2464 code for a protein of 782 amino acids. The transcript is spliced from 15 exons.